ACCUCCUGAGUGUGGAGUUUUAAAUCAGUGUGAAAAUACAAAGAAAAGGCAUUUUUCGGGAUAUACAAUGCCAGUUUCUCGUAGAAAUACAUAUACAAACAAGUAAGUAAUACAUCUGCCAAGGUGGGAUGGAUCCCAAGACUAGGUGAGGUUGCAAACGCCCUCCCUGGCUGUACGGAAUGGAAGUCUUUGGAAAAUGGCGGCCUCCGGUAUCAUAAUCCUCAUGGACGCGGCCAUGUCCUUCCCUUGACAACCGCUGUAAGAAGACGACCCGCCGAAUAGACUGUAGUACGCCAUGAUAACUACUGGCAGGGCGUGGCCUCACGGCUUCUACUGAGCCUGCGCACCAUUCAAUCCCCGGCGCGCCAAGAAACGCCCACGGGAAUCGAACCCAGGCCGGAAGUGGCCCAGCGCGGCCAUUUCGCUUAGGUUGUUAACUGGGUCUAACCUGUCCGUCCCCUGCGUGGGACGCUGCGGUGAUUUAGGAUGUCAGCAGUGGACGUCCUGUGGGGCCAAUGAGGGGAACUCGGCUUGCGGACUUCCCGGUGGCUCUGCAGAGCCCCCGGAUCAGACCACACCAGUGACACUGUUGGUCUCCUUAGAAGCCCAGCCAGACUCUCCCCCGCAGCUCUGACUGAAGCCUCCAGAUGCCCACCCAGCUUUGGGCUCCCGGGAAGAAAGGACUUGCCCACAAGAGAGACCGAGAAGUGAAGCCCAGAGGAGACAUGACUGCUGGCGAGGAUUUGUCCCAGAGGUCCCAGGCCCUGGGUUCAGAGGAGCAGGAUGGACCAUGCGAGGUAUCAGUGUCAUUUGAGGAUGUGACCAUGGACUUCAGCAGGGAGGAGUGGGAGCAGCUGGGCCCCGCCCAGAGGUGCCUGUACUGGGAUGUGAUGCUGGAGAUCUGCAGCCACCUCCUCUCCCUGGGGUACCCUCAUUCCAGGCCAGAGAUGAUUUUCAGGAUGGAAAAGGAACAGGAGUCAUGGAUAAGGGAGGCUCAGCUCCCACAUCAGUGGCGUCCAGAAGGGGAGUUUGGACUCAAAACCUCACGACAGAAAAUUUUUGAAAAAGCUUCAUUUCGCGACGGUAAGGAACUUGCGGCCCCGGGAGGCGGGUCAGGGUGCUCCGUCCUGGGAGAUGUGAACCCCACAACGAGGGGUCUGCAGAAGCAAGGGAAACCUUCGCGGCACGGGGCUCUCCUCAGUAGGGAAACACCGGAUACAGAGAGAGACCGCGGGUGUAAAGACCCGGGAAAAAUCGCUCCUGUGAGGCCCCAUCUUGUUUCUCCACAAAAAAGGCCUCCUAAACGUGGCUCAUUUGUGAAAAGUUUGAAGCCCAACCUAGAAGGAAGUCCUCAAAAGCAAAGCGACGGCACAGAACACCUCGAUGGGACUGUCAGCUCUGGCCGGCUACUCCCCCAUAGCCCUUCCGGUCCUGGCUACAAGAGCCUUCGUCCAGGAGUGAACCUGUGUGAAGGGAAUCCACAUACGAAAGUCGGCAGCCGUAAACCGCCACACGCACAGCAUCGAGUUCAUACGUGGGAGAAACCCGAUAAAUGUGCCGAAUGUGGCAGGGGCUUCGGCCAGAAGCCACCCCCCGAGCAGCAGAGAUUCCACGGCGUGGAGAACCUCCAGGAGAGCGGGAAAUGCACGACGAGCCUUGCCCCGCGGCCAGACCUCGGCGCGUAUCUGCCCGCUCACGCAGGACACGUUCCGUACAUAUGUAAGGAGUGCGGGAAAGUCUUCGCUCAGAGGUCGGAACUGACGACACACCAGAAAAGCCACGCUAGACAGAAGCCCCACAAAUGCCAGGAAUGUGGAAAAGCCUUUUUCCAGGCGUUAUCUCUCUUCAGACACCAGAGAACCCACACUCGAGGGAAGCUCUACGAGUGCGGCGAGUGUGGGAAAGGCUUCUCCCAGAAGUCCACCCUCGCCAUCCAUCAGAAAAUCCACGCCGGCGAGCGGCAGUAUGCGUGCGGCGAGUGUGGGAAGGCCUUCACCCAGAAGUCCGCGCUCAGCCUGCACCGGAGGAUCCACUCGGGGGAGAAGGCCUACGCGUGCCUCGCGUGCGGCCAGGCCUUCGUGCAGAAGGCCCACCUGACCGUGCAUCAGAGAAGCCACACCGGAGAGAAGCCCUACAAGUGCAGCGACUGCGGGAGAGCCUUCAUUUGCAAGUCGCAGCUCGACAUACAUCGCCGCAUCCACACCGGGGAGAAGCCGUACGAGUGCCGUGACUGUGCAAAAGCCUUCACGCAGAAGUCACACCUCAACAUGCACCGGAAGAUCCACACGGGAGAGAGACAGCACGUGUGCCGUGACUGCGGCAAGGCCUUCACCCAGAAGUCCAUCCUCAACAUGCACCAGCGCACCCACACCGGAGAGAAGCCCUACAAGUGCAGCGACUGCGGCAGAGCCUUCACCUCCAAGUCACAGUUCAGAGAGCACCAGCGGGUCCACACGGGCGAGAAACCCUACGUGUGCGCCGAGUGUGGGAAGGCUUUCAACGGCAGGUCCAAUUUCCACAAACAUCAGAUGACUCACACGAGAGGGAAGACCUUUGCCUGCCACACGUGCGGGACCGCCUUUGGCCAGAAAUCAGAGCUGAUGGCACAUCGGAGAACUCACGUCGGACAGAGGCCUCACGAAUGCGGGGACUGUGGGAAAUCCUUCGGUAAGAAACCACAGCUCCAAGUGCACCGGCGAAUUCACACGGGAGAGACGCCCUAUGCGUGUCCUCAGUGUGGGAAGGCCUUCAACAACAGAUCCAAUUUUAAUAAACACCAAAGAACUCAUACCAGAGACAGACCUUACGAGAGCAGUUACUGCAUGAAAGGCAUUACCCAGACAUCCGUUCCCAGUAUGCAUCAGCAAUAACAUAAAGUGAAACAAAGUCUAAAUUUCUCGAAGGAAAAAAAAAUCUAAAAAAUCUCCGUAGAGUCUGAUUCAAUUGUAUGUUACAGAAUCCACGAUUCAGAAGGACCCCCGGAAUGCGCUGCAUUGUUGCAAAGGUACACCUUGUUUUAUAUGAAGGAAAUCGCUUAAACAAGAACAUUUAAGAAUGAGGGGAAGUGUCCAUAUUCGUACUAACCUCGUCAAGGAUUAUAAAACUCUCUUGGGAAGAAACCCGGACUAACCUUGAGAAAAGUGUCUCUGUAGAAAGUAGUACAAGAGGGGCGCCUGGGUGGCUCAGUCAGUCAAGCAUCCGACUUCGGCUCAGGUCACGAUCUCGCGGUCCGUGAGUUCGAGCCCCGCGUCGGGCUCUGGGCUGACCGCUCAGAGCCUGGAGCCUGUUUCAGAAUCUGUGUCUCCCUCUCUCUCUGCCCCUCCCCCGUUCAUGCUCUGUCUCUGUCUCAAAAAUAAACGUUAAAAAAAAAAAAAAAGUAGUACAAGAUAAAAUUUUGCCAGAUUUUUUGAUAAAUGCAUAAAUGUGAUUUUGUGAUGUAUACUGGUCUUCACGGGGCACCUCUUCUCUUACACGACUAGCCCAGCUCUCCCCUCCCCACUUCUUCCCACCCCCACCACUUCUGGCGAGCAUCUCCGUAAAUAACCAGCGUCAACCUUUCGGUGUGGACUUUUUCCCAUUUUUAUACAGCCUCCUGGUCACUUCCCCAGGGUCAGCAAACUGGCCGUUGGCCACCCGGGUUUUUUAAAUAAAAAUUUUACCGGACACAGCCACGUUCAUCUGUUUGUGUAUGGCGGGCGUGAGUAACCCGUGGCGGAGCCCACGUGGCCCGCAAAGCGGAGAAUAUUUACCCUCCGGCCCUUACAGGAGAUUGCCAGCACCUGGUGUCCGCACACACUCAUCCCUAUGCUCAUAAUCCUACACCUGUGUCGGAGCUCUGUCCUUGGUUCUGUCCGUAUCAGAUCCUGUCACAGGCGUGUGUGCCUCGUUCUUCUCGAGCUGCGACACGUCCGUUCGGUGGCUGCACCAUAUGCUGUAGGGUGAACACGCUCUAACAUAUUCAACCAGCCUCACAGGUUUUACUCUUCCCCACUUUUUUUUUUUGCUACAAGAAAGAAUAGCAUAGUGUUGUCGGACACAGGCCCAGGAGCCAGGCACCUGUAUCUGAUCCUACGUCAGUUGGGCAAGUGUUUAAUUCCUGGGUUUCAGAAGGACGAUGCCAACGUCCUUUUGUGAGAAGUAAACAGGUCCGUGUUAAGCACUUGGAACCAACAGAUGCGUGGAAGUGAAAGGCGGGGGAUUAAGGCCGGUGGGGAGAAGUGAGUAAAAUCAGCUCUCCUUAGUAAGAAACCAGGUGGGAGCUCUGGUCCCGGGGAUUCUGUUCCAGCCUCCAGCAAACCCUCGGCUUGGCACUGGGGCUCCUAGGGCUGUGAAGUUGAUGUCCAUGGGGAGGCUGGUGUGGACGGGCUGUAGCUCCUUGGAGAACAGCCUGGAGCCCUAGGAGUUCAUGCCGUCUGCAGCUGACUGGGGCCAAAAAGCCAGGAUGGGGGAGGGGCAGCCACACGAACCCAGGACUUCAGGACCGCCCAAGACAGAACAUUCUACCUCCAACCCCAGUUUACCUCUGGUGGCUCUGCUCCUGGCAGAGGUCCCGGCCCUCCGGCAAACAGUGGUGGCCAGAGAACAGACGGGGCGGUAAGAGGAGCAUCUUUGCAGCCUUACAGGGGGGAGGGCAGGGAGGCCAGGUGGCCUGUGCCCCCCACACCGUGGAGGGACCUGCGGCUCCCUGUGGGCUCCUCAAGCAGCAACCCCCUCCCUGGCAGCCAUGUCCUCAUCCUCAUGAUUGCAGCCCCGGUGGGAGUUGGGGAAGCCGUUUAUCCUCAGGUAGCGAAUGGGGCAUGGGGCAAACAUGCCUCCAAGGAAGCCACAGUAGGGGAGCCUGGAGAGGCAGAGAGAGUUGGAAGCCAGGAGUUUCAGGCAACAGGGCCCUGGCCCUGGCUUUCUAUCCCUAAGCUUUAUUUCUGCGUUCCCCCUUCUCCACUCACCCCGGUGAUAACCUCUCCCCUGACCCUUCGGGUGUCCCCUUCCCUGAUCUUGCGGUCGCCCUUCCUCUGCCUCUUCAGACGGGUCCUCGACCCCUGGGAUAUCCCCUCCUCUAAAUCCUGACAGGCCCACCUGAUGACCACUUGAUGGCCCUUUCUCCCCAGAUCCCUAAGAACACCCUUUCCUGCCCCCUGGCCAGCCCCUCCUUUCAUACAUUCCUCUUCUCUGGCUUUUGUCAUGACCCCCUCUGUCUACCACUGGACCCCUGUGACACCUGCAUCCAAAAGGAAGGUUCUUCCCUGUCUACCAGGAUUUUCCCCGCCCCAUUGUCCCAGAGUCGGCCCCAGGGAUCAGGGCCUGGACCUUACAGAUGGGCAGGGCGGCAUCCAGGGAAGCGCACGGUCUGGCCACCCGUCCCCCACAGGCGGCCCCCUCCCUCCAUCCGCUCAUAGCUGGACUUGUCUAUACCAACAGACACAAGGGUGGGGAAGAUGUCACAGAUGUAGAGGCCACUGUCAUCCUCUGGGAGGAGGUUCACAUGGUGGAAGGAGGCAGUCUUAUUCCUCUGUGCGGCCUCCCAGAAGCCCACACUGCAGCCUGCCCAGCGCUGAAGGCGGUAUUGCGUACCUGGGAUGGACGGAGAUGCUCAGUGCUCCCUCACCAGCAGGCAGGAGCAUGCCCCACCUGCCAGGCCCCUCUUCUCCCCUUUCCAAGUACCAUUCUCUUGCCUGGACUCUCUUCCCACCAGAGCUGGCAAACCCAGACCCGUCCACAAGGGCACGGUUCAAAGGUUCCCUCCCAUGGAAAACUUUCCUUGGAUUCCCACCCCCAUCCUGGGCAGGGUCACUAUCUUUAGCCUCCCAGCUCUGCCUCCUUGGCCAUGUUCAGGGUUCUCAAGGAUGAUCCCCUGCAAGAGAUCAUCUGAGGGAGGCAGAGAUUAGGGUGAGCAGGGACCACCUACAUUUAAGUUGUUUAUUUUGAGAGAGAGAGAGAGAGAGAACGCACAAGUGGGA
Lynx canadensis (Canada lynx) is the source of this 5954-nucleotide messenger RNA. RefSeq names its product zinc finger protein 175 (gene ZNF175). Bases 648 to 2870 code for a protein of 740 amino acids. Gene Ontology annotation, biological process: regulation of transcription by RNA polymerase II. Gene Ontology annotation, cellular component: nucleus. Lineage: Eukaryota; Metazoa; Chordata; Mammalia; Carnivora; Felidae. The transcript is spliced from 5 exons. Gene Ontology annotation, molecular function: DNA-binding transcription factor activity; RNA polymerase II cis-regulatory region sequence-specific DNA binding. The record is from RefSeq and is a predicted model, not a curated record.